AUGUCUUUUCCUGACUUAUCUGCUGGUAAUUUUCCGCAAAUGUAUCCUUUCGACGUUCAAGGCGAUGCAGCAACCCCAGAAAACCAGAUUGCCGCGCUUCCUCCACCAACUCAUAUAUACAAUAUACCUAGUCAUCUUCGAGAACUUGUUACUCUUGAUAUAUCUGUUAUCCAACAUCGAAACAGCACUACAAACAAUCUUCGUGAAUUGUUGAAGUGUUUUCAUCAUGAUACGAUCCCUAGAAUUCGCCUUCAAACCAAGCUUCAACUUGUCGACUCAUUCCUCUACUAUGUGGUUCCUAUCCUUCGUUCACCACACGUUUUUGAUAAAGACCGCGGAAUCAUCUACUCCUUUGAUGUUCCUUACCAAAUCGAGUUGCAGCAAGAGCCAGAGCCUGAGGCCAACAAUGCUGGUAACGGUGGAUUGAAUCAGGGUGAAGCCCAUGCUGCGGCUUAG
Molecule: messenger RNA, 456 nt
Organism: Melampsora larici-populina 98AG31
Lineage: Eukaryota; Fungi; Basidiomycota; Pucciniomycetes; Pucciniales; Melampsoraceae
Exons: 1
Coding region: 1-456 (151 amino acids)
Source: RefSeq, a predicted model, not a curated record